AUGCCCAAGCGACCUGGUUCUCCCAUUAAAUCCAAUGUACCGACUAAAGUAACCCGCUUCUCUCAAUCCAAAUCCUCUGUCAAGGAGCAGUGCGUGCAGGGGAGUACGGCGAGCAGGUCAACGAGCGCCGAGUCUCAGCCCGUGACGGCGAUUGAUAAAGGCAAGGGUAAGGAUGUAGAAGGCUCUAUCACUUCAGCCGAGGAAGUCACGAAUGAAAUGUCUACGAUGGAGCUUUCUGAAGGGGACAAGAUUGAAAAGUUGCCAUUGAAUCCAAGAGGAACGGGCAGAAUUGGAACGAUGAAAAGUACGGAAGAAAGUCCAAGUUCUGAUGUAAUGCGG
Molecule: messenger RNA, 339 nt
Organism: Acaulospora colombiana
Lineage: Eukaryota; Fungi; Glomeromycota; Glomeromycetes; Diversisporales; Acaulosporaceae
Source: the annotation of a GenBank genome assembly